This is a messenger RNA of Drosophila hydei, 5056 nucleotides long. It is a transcript of the gene sws, whose product is annotated as neuropathy target esterase sws. The coding region runs from base 696 to 5015 and encodes 1439 amino acids. The record is from RefSeq and is a predicted model, not a curated record. Gene Ontology annotation, cellular component: endoplasmic reticulum. The transcript is spliced from 11 exons. Gene Ontology annotation, biological process: phosphatidylcholine metabolic process. NCBI's taxonomy places the organism in Eukaryota, Metazoa, Arthropoda, Insecta, Diptera, Drosophilidae. Gene Ontology annotation, molecular function: phosphatidylcholine lysophospholipase A1 activity.
UAAGUAAUACAACAGCAAAACAAUUUAAUCACUGCGGCAUUGCAUUUAACGCGAUCCCAAAGCAAAAAAAUAAAAAUAAAAAUUACAAAAAUAAAACAAUUAAGAAAACAAAGUAAAGAACAACAACAAAUUGCACAAGAAACGCUCAAAUCGGUUAACAGGGAGGGGGUUGGUUGUCGCUAGCCAAUACUCAAACCCAUUUAACCAGCACUAGACAAAGCAGCUGCAGCUGCAGCUGCAGCGGCAACGGCGACACUAAAACAACAACAACAACAACCAACAAAAACAGUAAUAACAAAUAGUUCUUUGCUGCCGUCGCUUGCUGUCCCGCACGCUCUCUUUCAUUCGCACUGCUGCGAUUUGGUGGGGGUGUAGAGUGUAGCGCGUGCUCAAACAAAAACAAAGCACCAGAAACAGAAAGAAAAAAACCAAGCACACAAACACACAUAUACAUAGUCACACACACACACGCAUAUACACGCUCACUCUUAGAGACACAAGGAGAAAAACAACAAAAUCACAACAUAGUAGUUCCGCAUUUGAUAUAAGACAAAUACAAACAUUAUUACAUAGAGCACGUUUAGGCGUGUGAAUGCAAGCAGCAGCGAAGCAACACAGCAAUAGCAACAAAUAAACAAUAAUCAAAUAACCAAAUAACCAAGGACGUAUGUGCAGGACACACAUACGCAAACCAAAUGGAUGUCCUGGAAUUGCUCCGUGCGAGCGUUAACGGCUGUUAUAACAUAUUAUUCUCAGAUACCUGGUGUCAAUAUGUCUUCAAGCAAAUCGCCACAACGAUGUACUGGUAUGGCGCGUUGCUGGUUAUCGGAGUACUGUUUAUUGCCUGGUUCCUGUAUUUCAAGCGUCUUGCCACGGUGCGCCUGCGCGAUGAGAAUGCCCGUUCGCUGAGUGCUGUCACCGCCGCCUCUGGCGGCGAUCAUCGCGGCUUGCGAUUUCGCAAACGCGACAAAAUGCUCUUCUAUGGUCGCCGCAUGCUGCGCAAAAUGAAAAACGUCAGCGGCCAAAUGUACAGCAGCGGCAAGGGAUAUAAACGUCGUGCAGUGAUGCGCUUCGCUCGCCGCAUCCUACAGCUACAGCGCGAGAAUCGUCCGCUCGAAAUGAAGACAGUUGAACCACCGGCGGAAUAUCUGGAGGAGACCAUCGAUGGCAGCGAUCGUGUGCCACCGGAUGCUCUCUAUAUGCUCCAAAGUAUUCGCAUCUUUGGUCAUUUCGAGAAGCCGAUCUUCCUGAAGCUCUGCAAGCACACCCAACUGCUUCAGCUAAUGGCCGGCGACUAUCUGUUCAAGAUAACCGAUCCGGAUGACAGCGUCUACAUCGUCCAGUCGGGCAUGAUCAAUGUCUACAUUUGCAAUGCCGAUGGCAGCACACUCUCCUUGAAAACGGUGCGCAAGGGUGAAUCGGUGACAUCGUUGCUUAGCUUCAUCGAUGUCCUAUCUGGGAAUUCCAGCUACUACAAGACGGUUACGGCCAAGGCCAUGGAGAAGUCGGUUGUCAUUCGGUUGCCUAUGCAGGCUUUCGAGGAGGUGUUCAACGAAAAUCCGGAUGUGAUGAUACGUGUGAUACAGGUGAUAAUGAUACGGCUGCAGCGUGUGCUCUUCACAGCGUUGCGUAAUUAUUUAGGCCUUAAUGCGGAGCUCGUGCAGAAUCAUAUGCGAAUCAAGGGCAGCAUCCCAAUGCCCGUGUCGGUACCUGGAACGGUACUCUCUCAGACAUCGCAGGCAUCACGUGCGAUGGUUUCACGGCCAACAACAUCGCCAGUCUCACGGCUGUCACGCGAGGAGCAUACACUCUCCGAUCCGGAUCCCAAUCCGAACGCCAGUGCCCUGCUCUUUGCCGAGGUGCACGGCGAUGCGCCCUACAUUGAUCUGUACCACCAUCAGCAGCAGCAGUCGAGCGGCGUCUCGACCAGUGGAACGCGCCGCAGCUCAGGCACUUUUACACCCACUGGCAGUGGUGCCGAAUCACCGAAUGGCACGGGCAAUGCCAACGUCACCAUCACCAACAUCGAUCAGCGUCUCGUGCAGUCAUCUGCCGUCGACAGUUUGCGCCGUGAGCUUGGCCUCAGCGAAGAGGAUGCUAGCAUUAUUGAGCCGUUCGUUGAGGUCCGCGAACUGGAGCCAAAUGUCACGCUAAUCACCGAGGGCAAUGCCGACGAUGUGUGCAUUUGGUUUGUGAUGACCGGCACCCUGGCCGUCUAUCAAAGCAAUGCGGAUGCCACACGUGCCGCCAAACAGGACAGCAAAAACGAUAUGCUCAUCCAUUUCGUGCAUCCCGGCGAAAUUGUUGGCGGCCUGGCCAUGCUCACCGGCGAGGCGAGUGCGUAUACCAUCAGGGCGCGCAGCAAUAGCCGCAUCGCCUAUAUACGGCGUGCUGCCAUCUAUCAAAUCAUGCGUCAGCGUCCGCGCAUUGUGCUCGAUUUGGGCAAUGGAGUGGUGCGUCGCCUGUCGCCUUUGGUGCGUCAGUGUGAUUAUGCUCUGGAUUGGAUAUUUCUGGAGUCGGGACGCGCCGUCUAUCGGCAGGACGAGAGCAGCGAUAGCACAUAUAUUGUGCUGAGCGGACGCAUGCGUUCGGUUAUCACACAUCCCGGCGGCAAAAAGGAGAUCAUCGGCGAAUACGGCAAAGGCGAUCUGGUGGGCAUUGUCGAAAUGAUAACCGAAACGUCGCGCACCACAACGGUGAUGGCUGUGCGCGAUUCGGAGCUGGCCAAACUGCCGGAGGGUCUGUUCAAUGCGAUCAAAUUGCGAUAUCCGAUUGUGGUUACUCGGCUAAUUAGUUUCCUGAGCCAUCGCUUCCUUGGCUCGAUGCAGACACGCGGCGCCAAUGCGUCCGGUGCACCCGUCGAGGCAAAUCCCGUAACGCACAAAUAUUCAACAGUGGCACUCGUCCCCAUCACAGACGAUGUGCCAAUCACACCCUUCACCUACGAGCUAUAUCAUUCACUCUGUGCCAUUGGUCCUGUGCUGCGUCUCACAUCGGAGGUGGUGCGCAAGCAGUUGGGCAACAAUAUAUUUGAGGCGUCCAACGAAUACCGUCUGACCUCGUGGCUGGCUCAGCAGGAGGACCGCAACAUAAUCACGCUCUAUCAAUGCGACAGUUCGCUGAGUCCCUGGACACAGCGCUGCAUGCGUCAAGCCGAUGUGGUGCUAAUUGUUGGCCUGGGCGAGCGUUCCCAUAUGGUUGGCAAAUUCGAGCGGGAAAUCGAUAAGCUCGCGAUGCGCACACAAAAGGAGCUCGUCCUGCUCUAUCCAGAGACAACGAACGCCAAGCCAGCGAACACGCUUAGCUGGCUCAAUGCACGUCCCUGGGUGACCAAGCAUCAUCAUGUGCUCUGUGUCAAACGCAUCUUCACCCGCAAGAGUCAAUAUCGCAUUAAUGAUCUUUAUAGCCGCGUGCUGCUGUCUGAGCCGAACAUGCAUUCCGAUUUCUCUCGUCUGGCUCGCUGGCUGACUGGCAAUUCGAUUGGCUUGGUCUUGGGUGGUGGCGGUGCUCGCGGUGCUGCCCAUAUUGGCAUGCUGAAGGCCAUACAGGAGGCGGGCAUACCCAUUGAUAUGGUCGGUGGCGUCAGCAUUGGCGCCCUAAUGGGCGCCCUCUGGUGUUCGGAGCGUAACAUAACAACCGUUACGCAGAAGGCGCGCGAAUGGUCAAAAAAAAUGACAAAAUGGUUCCUUCAACUACUGGACCUCACAUACCCCAUAACAUCGAUGUUCUCAGGCCGUGAAUUCAAUAAGACCAUACACGAUACCUUUGGCGAUGUGAGCAUUGAGGAUCUGUGGAUACCCUAUUUCACGCUCACCACUGACAUAACGGCCAGUUGCCAUCGCAUUCACACCAACGGUCAUCUGUGGCGUUAUUGCCGUGCCAGCAUGUCUAUUGCCGGCGUCUUUCCGCCCUUCUGUGAUUAUCGUGACGGGCACCUGCUGCUCGAUGGAUGCUAUACGAACAAUGUGCCAGCCGAUGUUAUGCACAAUCUGGGCGCCGCACACAUAAUUGCCAUCGAUGUGGGCUCACAGGACGACACGGAUCUGACCAACUAUGGCGACGAUCUCAGCGGCUGGUGGCUGCUCUACAAGAAGUGGAAUCCAUUUACGUCGCCAGUGAAAGUGCCCGAUCUGCCCGACAUACAGUCCCGCUUAGCCUACGUGUCCUGCGUGCGGCAACUAGAGGAAGUGAAAAACUCCGAUUACUGCGAAUACAUACGGCCGCCCAUUGAUAAAUAUAAGACACUCGCCUUUGGCAGCUUCGAUGAGAUACGCGACGUGGGCUACGUCUUUGGCAAGAACUACUUUGAUAAUAUGGCCAAGGCGGGUCGCCUGGGUCGCUUCAAUCAGUGGUUCAACAAGGAGCCGCCAAAGCGUGGCAACCACGCCUCCCUCAAUGAAUACACAUUCAUUGAUCUGGCGCAGAUCGUCUGCAAGCUGCCCGAGACGUAUGCCUUGAAUGCGGUUGAUAUAUUUAGCGAGGACGAGGACUUUGAUGGCUACAUCUCGGAGCCAACGACUCUCAAUAUGGAUCGCCAUCGCAUCCAGGUGCCACGGGCUGGCAACUCGCUAUCUUUCUCAGAGACUGAACUGGACUCGGAUGUGGAGAUCGAUCUGGAGCUGGAACGCAAGGUGGAUAAGUCGACGCAAUCGACGCCGCCGACGCCAAACAAAAAGCAGCCAUCGACGCCCACAUCCAGCCAGGGGAAUCUAUUGCAUUUGCCAUUGAAUAUCAAGGCAAAGGAUAAGAUACAAAUUCUCGAUAAGCUGGACAGGGAGCACAAGCGCCGACAGAAAUCGAAACACAAGCGCGACAGAUCGAUGCAGCGUGACAGCAAAGCCACAUUGCAUCCGGCCGCAUUGCAUCCGGCCACAAUGACCGAGGCGACAACGCAAACGCCAGCCAACGAGGUCGAGGUGGACGCGAAGCAGGAUCGACAGCGGGAACAGCAGCAGGAGGACGAGCAGCAGCAGCCGGACCCGGAGAAUAUUAUAAAAAGCGAUACCAAAAACUAGCUAUAAAUAUGAAAGACACACACAAACAUACACACACAUAC